Drosophila novamexicana is the source of this 1514-nucleotide messenger RNA. RefSeq names its product CLIP domain-containing serine protease B15. NCBI's taxonomy places the organism in Eukaryota, Metazoa, Arthropoda, Insecta, Diptera, Drosophilidae. The record is from RefSeq and is a predicted model, not a curated record. The coding region runs from base 16 to 1506 and encodes 496 amino acids. Gene Ontology annotation, molecular function: serine-type endopeptidase activity. The transcript is spliced from 3 exons. Gene Ontology annotation, biological process: proteolysis.
GGUUAUCAACUUCAGAUGGAAUCUAGCAGCUCAGUUCUCGCUCAGCUGCUAUCAGCAGCAGUUCUUAUGCGACAUUCGAUGGCAAUCAUUGCAACUCAGAUGUUUAAGCUGCAGCUGACGCUGUUACUGUUCAGCCUCAGUUUACGCAUUGCGUUGACCCAGCGCCGAUCACCCUACGGGUGUUCCAGUAUCUUCAGAUAUCAGCAGCAAAGCGAUCAUUGGAUAGGGAUUCUCACGCCCCCAGAGGAUGGACUGAAAAGCGUCAAAUGGCUGGUGCGUUUUGCGUCUCAUGGCAUAGACCAGAAUGGAACAGUGAGUUCACUGGAUCCUUAUCCGGAUAAGCAAACCGCUCUCCAAACAAUGCACAACGGCGGACGAGCCGAAUGCUUUGUGCGCUUCGAUGGCUACGUUCAGCUGGUGCCCAAGGUAGAAUACGUCGAGCUGAAUGGGCAAGUGUUGUGCACUGGCAGUGGAUACGCAGCACCCUAUUCAUCGAUGACGCGCGAGCUGCACAUGGCUCUUACGUCACAGACUACGCAUGAGCACAGGAGCACAGGAUUAGUUAAUGCACCCAUAACUCCUAAUCCGUGGACGACAACGACUACAGCAAGAUUGGCUACAUCGGUUGGGUCAAAUGGUGGUCGCUGGGAUGCCAAUCCGUUUUUGAAGCCGCUGAAGAACAACAGAACAGAACCUGUUGUCACUGUGGAUGCGCGUCGUGACCCGGCAGAAGAGGAGUGCGGCUUGGAGGGUUAUGUUGCCUUACAGAAUGGAGGUGAAAUCGUGCCCAGAGGGCGUUUUCCGUGGCUGGCUGCGCUCUAUCUCGACACCAAUAGCGACCCCAAUAAGAUUGAGCUAAUCUACAAAUGCGUGACUUCACUAAUCUCUGCCCGCACGGUCAUAACGGCGGCCCAUUGCAUCUACGGCUAUACGCCGGCCCAGCUGAGAGUCUAUGUGGGACGUCAUGACACAAGCUUGCAUCCUGAAAAGGAUGCUACUCUGAUGACUGUGGAGAGCAUGCGCACGCAUCCCGACUUUGUAGGCAAUGUGGUGCCUGACUGUGAUGUAGGUCUACUCGUGCUCGCCGAGAAGGUGCAAUUCUCUUAUUACGUGCGGCCCAUUUGCCUGUGGAGCAAAGGCAUCUCGCUCGACGAAAAUGAGACUACUGUCGCCGGCUGGGGCAAUGAUGCCAAUUUUAAGCCAACGCGCUUCCCUGUAGCCGUUAAUGUAAGCCUGGUGUCCAGGGAGAAGUGUCUGUUUGAUUUGCUGACUGCCAGGGACUUUCUGACGCCUCGUACACUCUGCGCGGGUAACAGCCAGGGGCAUGGGCCCUGCCUGGGCGACUCCGGAGGUGGAUUGAUGGUGCUGCACAAUGAUCGCUGGUACGUGCGAGGCAUCGUCUCCCUGGCUCAACGCGCGGGACAUGGCUGCAACUUGUCGCGUUUCGUCAUCUACUCUGACGUUGCCAGUCAUCUCAGCUGGGUGGAGCGUAAUAUUGUGAGAUGAUAAAUAAA